Messenger RNA from Protopterus annectens (West African lungfish), 4787 nucleotides. It is a transcript of the gene WDR59, whose product is annotated as WD repeat domain 59. The transcript has 25 exons. Lineage: Eukaryota; Metazoa; Chordata; Ceratodontiformes; Protopteridae. The coding region runs from base 1 to 2943 and encodes 980 amino acids. Gene Ontology annotation, molecular function: protein binding. The record is from RefSeq and is a predicted model, not a curated record.
AUGCAUAAUAGUAAUGUGCCAUUUUAUUUAUAUAUUUGUAGCCGACGUUUCUUGUAUAUAGUGAAUUUGGAUUCCCCUUCAGAUGGGCACAAGAAGAUAUCCCGCCAGAGCAAAUGGGACAUUGGAACUGUACAGUGGAAUCCUCAUGAGACGUACUCACAUUUCUUUGCAGCUUCUAGUAACCAGCGUGUUGACCUUUACAAAUGGCAGGAUGGAUAUGGAGAGAUUCACACAUCAUUGCAAGGCCACACUAGAGUUGUCAGUGACUUAGAUUGGUCGUGGUAUGAACCAGACUUGCUAGUAACCAGUUCAGUCGAUACAUACAUUUACAUUUGGGACAUCAGGGACACCCGCAAACCAACUGUCUCCCUCUCUGCUGUAGCUGGUGCCUCUCAGGUGAAAUGGAACAAGAAGAACAGGAGCUGCUUAGCAACUAGCCAUGAUGGUGAUGUCCGCAUCUGGGACAAAAGGCGACCCAAUACUGCUGUAGAAUAUGUAGCAGCACACUUAUCAAAGAUACAUGGAUUGGAUUGGCACCCAGACAAUGAAAACAUUCUAGCAACAUCUAGCCAGGACAACUCUGUGCGGUUCUGGGAUUACCGUCAGCCUAGGAAGUACCUGAAUAUACUCUCCUGCCAAGUUCCGGUAUGGAAGGCCAGAUACACGCCCUUCAGUAAUGGCCUGGUGACUGUAAUGGUGCCCCAACUUCGAAGAGAGAACAGUCUUUUGCUGUGGAAUAUUUAUGAUCUAAAUGUCCCUGUUCACACCUUUGUGGGGCAUGAUGAUGUGGUACUCGAAUUCCAGUGGAGGAAGCAAAAAGAAGGCAUUCAGAUUGCAAGGUUACCAGUGAACAAGUUAUCCAGUCUACGAAAUCAGGCAGUACAACUGCUUUCCCAUCAGACACCAUCUGCUGGACUAGUUCUUCAACUUCUAGGAUCAAUGGCAGCUUCCAUUACUUUGGACAAGCUGUGUGUCAAUGAUAUGAUUGAUGCUGUUGAUGACUUUGUUGAAGGCAUGAAUCUUUUCCAAGAUGCAGAGAAAGUAAUCCCAUCACAGGAUGCAGAGCAACAGCAGACGGGUGUUCAAAGCAAUGAUGACGAAGAUGCUUAUUGUGUCUUGGAUACUGUUGCAGAUGUGAAGGCAGAGUUGCAGACAAAUCGUACAGCUGGAGGAAAGUCAGAGCAGCAACCACAGACUCUGCAGCAAGAGUUUUCCUUAGUAAAUUUGCAGAUUCGCAAUAUUAAUGUUGAGAUGGAUGCUGUGAAUCGUAGCUGUACAGUCUCUGCACAUUGUGGCAACCACAGAGUCAAGAUGCUUGUAAAAUUUCCUGGCCAGUACCCAAACAAUGCUGCUCCCUCCUUCCAGUUUAUUGCACCAACCACAAUUACUUCCACCAUGAAGGCAAGAAUACUCAAGAUCUUGAAGGACACAUCAGUACAGAAAGUUAAGCGGAAUCAAAGUUGUCUUGAGCCAUGCCUACGUCAGCUGGUCUCUUCGCUUGAAUCAUUUGUGAAACAGGAAGACACUGGAUCUACCAAUCCUUAUUCUCUUUCUACUCCCGUGUCCUCACCACUUCCAGCAUUCCCACGAGUCAGCAACACUUAUGGAUCUUACCAGGAUGCCAACAUUCCAUUCCCUCGCACCUCUGGAGCCAGAUUUUGUGGCGCAGGUUGCCUUGUAUACUUUACAAGACCAAUGACAAUGCACCGUACUGCCCCAGCAACAGAGCCAACUCCCAGGUCCUUAUCAGCACUGUCAGCUUAUCAUAAUGGGCUAAUUACUCCAAUGAAAAUCCGAACAGAUUCUCAGACUAACCUGAGGCUGUACAGUGGCAGCCCUACCCGAAGUGAGAAGGAACAGGUUUCCAUUAGCUCAUUCUAUUACAAGGAGCGGAAGUCAAGACGAUGGAAAGGAAAGAGGGAGAGUAAUGAAUCCGGCAAUCGACCUAUCAAAGCUGCUGGGAAAGUCAUCAUCCAGGAAAUAUCUUGUCUCCUUCCAGUUCACAAGUCGCUAGGAGAAAUGUACAUCUUAAAUGUAAAUGACAUUCAGGAGACAUGUCAAAAGAAUGCUGCUGCAGCUGUCAGUGUGGGACGUAGGGACCUUGUGCAGGUAUGGUCCCUUGCAGCUCUGGCAACAGAUAUUUGCCUCAGCCCAAAUUCUGAUCCAGAUGCUGAGACACCUUGGGCACAGCACCCGUUUGGACGACAUCUGUUAGAAUCAUUACUGGCCCACUACAGUCGCAUUCACGAUGUUCAGACACUGGCCAUGCUUUGCAGUGUAUUUGAAGCUCAGAAUAGACCUCAGGAUUUCUUUAAUUAUUUUGGACCCUUUCCUCAGCGGUCUGCCAUGUUUCCACACCACUACAGAUAUCCUAGCUAUAACUCUUCAGGUUCCUGUUCCAGUACCUCAGAUGUAGGGUUUGUCGGCGGAUGGAAUAUAGUAGUUCGGGAUCAGGAACACCUGUCCCCAUGGAGUGAGUCUUCACCUGAUGAUAUUCGCUUCAGUGGUCAGAUUUACAGUGACCCCCGUGAGCGAGAAAAAGAACAGCAUGACAAAAACAAAAGAUUACUUGAUCCGGUCAACUCCCAGCAGUACGAUCACUUUAAGAAGUGCUAUGGAGAAAUCCUUUACCGCUGGGGUCUACGGGAAAAACGUGCAGAAGUGCUAAAGUUCAUCUCUUGUCCUCCUGAGUCACAUAAAGGCAUUGAGUUUGGUGUGUAUUGCUGUCAUUGUCGAAGCGAGGUUCGAGGAACACAGUGUGCCAUGUGUAAGGGUUUUACAUUUCAGUGUGCCAUAUGUCAUGUGGCAGUGAGGGGCUCUUCCAACUUUUGUCUGACUUGUGGUCAUGGAGGUCACACUAGUCAUAUGAUGGAGUGGUUUCGCACACAGGAGGUGUGUCCAACAGGGUGUGGCUGUCACUGUCUACUGGAAAGUACAUUCUAGGUAGUUAAUAAUUUACAGUACUGAAACCAGUAAAAAGUACCUCUUUACUUGAUGCUAAAGCCUUCUACAUGGAUGUCCAAACAGCUUGAAAAAGCAUUACUGAGCACAUUGAAGCAUGCUUUCCAGAAUGGAGAUGUACAGAAGUUUCACCUGUUUCCUCUGGCAGAAGAAUAAAUCAUUGAGCUCCGUCCUGUGGUGGCAGGACCUGAGCUACUCAGUACAGCUUGUAGAAACACCAGUACUGCAAAUGCUUAUUCAUGUUUACUUGAAAAGGAACAAAAUUUUGUGCGCUUCUAGUCAAUUACUUAUUUUCCAGGUAUCCGAGUAUGUUUUUGUGUACUCUGGAUGGACUUCACUUUUGUUAUAUGAUGCCAUGUCAGACUUUAUUUUCAUGUUGGCAGGUUUCCUCCAGAUUUAUUUUCUACCAUGUGACUAAGGAAGCAAGUGCCAAAUUUUCUCUUUUUUUUUUUUUUUGAGGGGGGAGGAGUGGGAUAGUGGCUAUCACGAUUCUUCCAAUUCCAGCUGCUGAUAUUGAUUGGUCCAUGUCUCUUACACUCCGUAUUUGUGGCUUAUGAGAAUAUUUUGGACACCAUUCAGUAACCUCAGCAGGAUUUUGAUAUACAUUUUGUACAUUAUUUGAUGACCCUAACAGCCUCCUAAAACAUGCACAAAUAACUGUUGUGUCUUAAAGAUACAAAGUCACAAAUAUGGACACAACACCAAUAAUUUUGGUGACUGCAUGCAAAUAAUUGGAAUUUUAGAAAGUUAUGAAGUGAAUUUCAGUUUUACAGACGUGUGCAUAUAUAUCAUUAUGUAUCAUUCCUUGAAACCAGUUGUCAUUCUAAUUAUUUCAUGUUGUUUUAGAUGGCGAAUUUCAGUGUUAUUCUUCUGGGAGAUAUUUUUCCAUGACAGAUUACUAAAAAAAGACCUGGAUAUGCGUGCCCUUCAGUGUCAGGUACCAGAGUUCUAAUCUGAUAGAGCUAAAUUCAUACCUCCAGGUAAAUCAGCGUUUAGUUACUCAUAAACAAAUGCGAAAAUGCAGGAAUGUCCUCAGCUCCAUUUUAUUGGUGGUGCAUUGUUAUAUCUUUGUGUGCAGGUUUAGUAUGCACAAUAAUAAAUACAUCACUGCAAUACACUGUCCUAAUGCACAGCUUUGAGGGACAUUGUAAAGUACAAGACCAGCAGCCAAGUUUGCACAACCCCUGUUACAUAAAAACUUUGCACAGCCCUGAAGUGACUUAUCACAAUUAUCACUUAAUUUGUUUCUAAUUAUCUGUAAAUAGUAAUGCUCAGCAGGCUGCUAGUUACAAAGCUGAAAAAUAAUUUACCUUUGCAAUUCAUUUAAUGUGAAUGAUUCCAUGGAGAAACAUUUAAUAAAUUGAAAAUAAAUAACAAAACACUACAACGUAGACAUUUUUCUAUAAAAUGUCUCAUACAGGGGGUGGCUAUUUUUUUUUUUUUUUUUUUUUUUUAAUUUUAAACAUUAUGGUUUGUUAACAGGAGCUGUUUCUAUCUUCUUUAUUAACGUUUAUCCUUGUCUAGUAUUUUGGGCUAGGUUAAACAGUGGAGAGUUCUGCUGCAAAAUGGCACCAUGGAAUGAGGGAAGACAACUCACAAAGGGAUAUUCUUUCAGGUACCUGUUAGAUCUUCCAAUGAAAAAUACUUUUCAACAUGAAUUUUAAUUUAUUUACAGCUUUAGAAGUGUUGAGAAUUAACAAAGAUAAUGAACUAAGGACAGAGGCAGCCUAUGUUUGUCAACAGCUUGAUAUGUUGUAUCUUUUGGCUUUUCCCGGUUAGGGGUAGCCACAGCGGAACUCCGGUCCGCUAAUGAUUGGCAGUAGAUU